Pygocentrus nattereri (red-bellied piranha) is the source of this 8790-nucleotide messenger RNA. RefSeq names its product EVI5-like protein (gene evi5l). Lineage: Eukaryota; Metazoa; Chordata; Actinopteri; Characiformes; Serrasalmidae. The record is from RefSeq and is a predicted model, not a curated record. Bases 528 to 3071 code for a protein of 847 amino acids. The transcript is spliced from 20 exons.
AUAAAGAGGUGUGGACGAAAGAGGAGGCCUAUAGUGAAAUCAGCGAAAAUGCGAACGGGCCGUGAUUCACAACAACAGCGGAGUUUAUGUUCAUUUUAGCUUGACAUUUGUAGCCUGUUGUAGGGAGGGUGGUCCUGGUGGGCGGGACUUGGGCGGCGCCCGUGAAGAGCCAUCCUUGGAGGAAGCUCGCAGAUUUGACAGGUCGCGUUUUCACCUCAGUUUUGUUGACCGUCAAGACGACGAAGAUGGACUAUGUGCGCUGUUUUCUACCCUGAAGUCCGUCCCGUUUCAGACGAGUAAGGGUGCGCGGUGUCGGUUGGCGUUGCUGCUCCGUUGUCACGGUAAUGGCGCGAGCCACGCGUCCGCUUCUUCACUUCAGACUAAGCCGUCCUUGAUAUACGCCUUUCCCCUUAAGGUGGCCUGCUUCUGUCUCUGGAUCAAGCACGUGUAAGCCACGGCAUUACACCGCCAGAAACCCAGUCUGACCUUGACCUUGUACCUGGACCAUUACCCUGGGCUUGGUGGUCAUGUCUAGCCCCAGCAGUAGUCCAGAGAGAGAUGGGGGAAUGGUGGGCUCAGUGCAGCUGGAGAAUCUUUCCUCGCCUGCAGGUCUAGAGGCUGACCCCCCCUCUGUAGGAAGCCCUGUGCUCAGUCCAGACUCCAGUUCCCAUGAUGCCGCACUCUCUGCACCAGCGGCCUCGCCAGCUGACUCAGAAAAUCUUAGCCCAGAUGAGCUGGAGCUGCUGGCUAAGCUGGAGGAACAGAAUAGGCUACUAGAGGCUGAUUCUAAGUCCAUGCGCUCCAUGAGCGGUUCCCGCAGAAACAGCGGUUCUUCGCUAGUGUCCAGCUCCUCUGCCUCCUCCAACCUAUCCCACCUAGAAGAAGACACCUGGAUCCUGUGGGGGCGCAUUGUCAAUGAGUGGGAUGAGUGGAGGCGCAAGAAAGACAAACUGCUGAAGGAGCUGAUCAGGAAAGGCAUUCCGCAUCACUUCCGGGCAAUUGUGUGGCAGCUGCUGGGCAAUGCCACUGACAUGCCGGUGAAGAACCAGUAUUCUGAGCUGCUGAAGAUGUCCUCGCCCUGCGAGAAACUUAUACGCAGAGACAUCGCCCGCACCUACCCCGAGCACGACUUCUUCAAGGGUCAGGACAGUCUGGGCCAGGAGGUCCUCUUUAAUGUCAUGAAGGCGUACUCCCUAGUGGAUCGUGAGGUGGGAUACUGUCAGGGCAGUGCUUUCAUUGUUGGACUGCUUCUAAUGCAGAUGCCAGAGGAGGAAGCAUUCUGUGUGUUUGUGCGGCUGAUGCAGGAGUACAGGCUCAGAGAGCUCUUCAAACCCAGCAUGGCAGAGCUGGGCCUCUGCAUAUAUCAGUUUGAGUACCUGCUGCAGGAACAGUUGCCGGAGUUGAAUGUCCAUUUUCGCUCACAGAGUUUUCACACCUCCAUGUAUGCCUCAUCAUGGUUCCUCACACUCUUCCUCACCUUCCUGCCUCUGCCCAUAGCAACACGCAUCUUUGAUAUCUUCAUGUAUGAGGGUUUGGAAAUUAUAUUCCGAGUGGGAAUGGCCAUUUUACAGUACAACCAGACAGACCUCAUACAGCUGGACAUGGAAGGCAUGUCACAGCAUUUCCAGAAGGUGAUACCUCACCAGUUUGACAGCUGCCCUGAUAAACUCAUCCUCCGGGCCUACCAAGUUAAAUACAACCCCAAGAAGAUGAAAAAAUUGGAGAAGGAAUACACCACAAUCAAGAACAAGGAAAUGGAGGAGCAGAUUGAAAUUAAGAGACUACGAACAGAGAACAGACUGCUGAAGCAGAGAAUUGAGACACUAGAAAAGGAAAGUGCUGCGCUGGCAGACAGGUUGAUCCAGGGCCAGGUGACACGAGCGCAGGAAGCAGAAGAGAAUUAUGUGAUCAAACGGGAAUUAGCUGUGGUGCGUCAACAGUGCACAGCAGCCAGCGAAAACCUGGAAAAAGCACAGGACACAAUACGAGAACUGCAGCAACACACGUACACAGAACAAUUUGUGCAUGGGCUGCAGACUCAGCUGGAGCAGUCUCGCCUUCAGGAGGCAGAGCUCCUCAGUGCACUGAAGGAGAUGCAGGAUAAGGUGCUGGACCUCGAGAAGAGGAGCAGUUCCCUGCCUGAUGAGACAAAUGUAGCACAGCUGCAAGAGGAGCUGAAGCAGGUGAAGCUGAGAGAGUUGGAGACACUACGGUCCUUCAGAGAGCUGCAAGAUAUUGUCACUGAACUCAACCAGCGCUGGCAGCACCACACAUCUCGUGGAGGAGGCCACUGGAAAGAGUCUCCCAAGAAGAAUGCCUUGAAUGAGCUGCAGGACAAAUUAAUGAGCCUAAAACUGAGAGAGGCUCAGACCCAGGCUGAACUCAAAGAGGUCAAACUCAAAAACCUGCAGCUGGAGAGCCAGAAUCAGAUUUACAGUAAAGCAGUGAGCCGUCAUGAGCAGGAGAGCGCCGCCCUGCAGGAGAGACUGCAGAAUGCCUUAUCUCACAACAAGAGUCUGCAGAGCCAGCUCAACGAGAUGAAGAGGAAACAGGCAGAGUCAGACUGCAAGAGUAAGGAGGAGGUGAUGGCGGUGCGCCUGAGGGAGGCAGACAGUAUGGCAGCCAUGGCUGAACUCCGACAAAAAAUAGCUGAGCUAGAAAUACAAAAAGAGGAAGGGUUGAUACAGGGUCAGCUGAAUCACUCUGAUUCUAGACAGUACAUUACUCAACUGAGGGAACAGAUCGCCGAGCUAAAGAAUGAGAUACGGCAGCUCCGUGGCCAGCCCUCCAAAUUCCAAAACUCUGGAGGUGGGGCCUUUCAGGACCUGUGCCUGGCAAGCCCAGCUUCUGCAGAAGGAGAUUACUUGAGUUCGGACGAGGACCUCCUCCAGAGCCCCCUGCCAGCCACCGCUCUGUACCCUCACCACCCAUCCCCACGGCUGGACAGCGAGGGCAGCACCGACAGUGACGGAGAAGAGAGGAUCCAGCACCAGGACCUGCGGCAGGAUGUCUUACCCACUACACAGCAGCUUUAUCCCGGUAUGGUUUGCCCUGAGGGCCUGGAGAACUGAUGGUACUGGAGAAAAGAGGGUGAUGGAUUCAUACUGAGACAUGGGAGAGGAGAAACACUGCAAACACAUAGGCAGAGUCACAAAGAACACGCGAGUACAAACAUACACAUACAUACUAAUACACACCCAUGAAGACCGAACUGUGAUUGGUACAAAAGAAAGGGGAGAAUGCAUAAAUAUCAUCUAAGUUCAAGAGAAAGACUAUAUAUGUAUAGAAACACGACAGAAGUACAGAAGCACAGACUGCACUCUUAAAAAUGAAGGUGCAACAAAGGGUUCUUUGGUGCAAUGCCAUAGAAGAACUACUUGUAAUUCCCUAAAGAACCUCUCAAAGAAUGAUAUUAUAUACUGUAUGUUAUAAUGGUAUUGCUGUAAUUAAGAUGUGUGACUCCAUUUACACCUGGUUAUUUGAUGUAUCUUGAGUAUCAGAAUUAUAAUGAUAUCCAGAUUAUCCACAUAUAAAUGAUUUUGAAAUGCAGUAGGCAAAUUCAGAACUUAAGGAAGUGGUCUGAGAUUGAUUUUAGCCUGAAAUGUCCAAACCACAUUUGACAACCAAUACUGCAUUGAAGCCUCCCUUAGCUGUGCUACAUAUUGGGGAAAUAAAUGCCCACUUGACUGCCACCACUAAACAGAGUCAUCACUGCUCCUUAGCUCAUACCAUGAGUUUCUUCUCAAAGUGUAUCUCAGUAGCCUUCAAAAGCCAGUUACAAUAUCGCCUCAGUUUGGUUAAUCUUUACUUCAUAUCAUCAUCUCACUACAAAACAUUAAGCUUUAAUGUAUAAUCUUCCUUCAGGAGACUGAUUAUUCUAAGCAGCAGUCGUCUUGAAAACAUCAGUGUAAAGCCAGUGUAAGGAAAUUAAUAAUGCCCUGAAGAAUUGUGAUUUUCAACCAUCUUCUGAAUAAACCUGAAAAAAACAAGGAACAACAUUCAACCAGUGCAGCUCAACAGCCACAUUUACCGAACAAUUCCAUCUAUGUUAGGUAUAAUAAAUGUAAUUUUAAAGUAGGAUAUCACCCAACAUGUUCAGUUGUGUCCAUGUGAGGAAAUAUAUGAAAUAAAUCAAGUGAACGACCGCUGUAAACCAGCGGUCAGUGUGCUUUUACUGUGGUAACUUGGCUAACCAUCAUUGGGCACAAUCCAGAUACAAGUGACAUGAAACGACCAGGUGUAAACGGGGUCUGGAGCUUAGAAAUAUAUAUGAACCUUUAUUUUUAAGAGUGUAUGACACAAGUUAUUUUUCCCUCCCUCUCUCCGACUGAUCUCACACCUACCCAAAACUGAAACUUACAGUAAAACACAAACGUCCAAAUGUCCAGGGUCCAAACAUCCAAAUGUCCAUAGAUCAGCCUCUAACAUACAUGUCCAUGCAUAUCAUGACUAUUAUCACUAUCAUGAAUUAGAUAUGGAGAUUCAGCCUUUGGUGGCCCUUUCUAUUAGAUAGACUGAAAUGUGCUCACGAACCUUUAUAGUUUGAAUCAAAGGUUCUUGAGGCUUUGACUCCUGAUUUUUGAGACUCCUUGGGGCCACAACUUUGAAUCUGUAGCAUCACAGAUCUGGGAGAUGGACAGUGAAACUCCUUGGAAAUAGAAGAUAUCCCACAAGAACCAUACAGUGCCAGGCCCUUGGCUGUGAACCAGUGGGAUGAAGCUAAUGAAGCUAAACGCUGACAGCUAAAAACCUUUUCCUACAGAAAGAAGGUGCAGGAGCUACCGGCACUCAUACACACGUACACUCUGCCACUGUUCCGUAGCAGUCCAUCCAGAUUUUGUUUUUCACCCUUUCUUCCAGAAGACACCUUGCCUGAUACAUUUCCAACCCUACAAGACACUACAAUCACUUUAUAAGAAAGAGGGAGGGAAAAGAAGAUGGGUGAAAGAGAAACAAGUGGAAGAAGAGCAUGGACUUCUACAUAUAUGAUAUUAUAGGGAUGUUAAUAGAUGCAUAGCUAAAAAUAUUAACAAUUUACAGUAGCUAAUCCAUUUGUUUGUGUGUGUCUUGAUGCCUUGCUGCAAACAAGGAGGGUGAUCACACUUUUUUGGACAGCGAAAGUCCAUCAUUGAAAAACAAACACAGUAUUUCAAAAUUGCCAAAUCUUAAGUUGUUUUGCUAUUAUUUAUAUGUUCCUAUUUAUUUUGAUAUUUUUUUAUUUUUUUAUAUGUAUACUGAGACCGAUAUAAAUACUUCAUAGAAACGGCAGCCAAAUUUUUUAUUGUUUUUAAUUUUACUCCUCUGUGCCAAACCAUGUAAACAGCAAAACGGUGGCGUUUAGUGUCUCCAUGGCAACGCCACAUUAGAAAUGCGGUGAAAAGACAGAAUGAAAUUUUAACUAUGCUGCUACGAUGAUGUUUUAUUUCCCUUUGAGAUAUUCCUUAUGUUCAUAUAUGCACAUUAACUAAUAGCCCAUCUUCCCCUGUAGAGUAGGUCUCUCAUAGCAAGACGUACUGUGAAGAAAUAUGACUUGAACGAGGGUAUAUUAAGGACUCCAGGGUUACUUGAAUUCCAUAUUUCCUCACAAAUAAUUUUAAAUGUGUUAACUUUUCAGGGCUACAAUUGUUUUAGCAAGACAUCUGUUUCUCAUAGAUGUUCAACAUGCAAACCACAGGUUCUAGCUACUCACUGUUCAGCAUUUUGGUUUUGGAUUUGGCCAAGCUGAUUCAUUGGAACAAAGAGGCUGCCAUAUAAGCUUUUGAUGUCUAUUGUCAAUUCUUCAGUGCUGAAUCUAUUAAACAGUAGCAGAAAGAAGACUGAACUUCUCAGUUGACUGCUAACAUGAUUGAAGAUUUGAGGUAUGUAUCAUGUUUUUGUUUAUAUUUCGUCAUCCUGUUUGUUUGUCAAAUAAGUCAAAACCAGGCCACUGCAGUUGUUCACCAUUUUGUUGCCUCAUUUCUGACUUCUACAUUUUGAUACCACCAUCAGUACUUAUACAUGCAGAUCUUCAUCUUGAUAAGACAUUCGUCCCUGACUCCUCAUUCACUCAUAUCACUGCCUUAUUAGACAUAGUUAUGGACUUUGUAGGUGUUGAAAUGGAUGUUCAAAUGUCCUCAGAUGUCUUCACAGCAUACCAUGGCUUCAUUAUGGACAGAUGCUUUAGAAGUGAACAAGUUGUCUCUAAAUAUAUGAAGAACGUUUUUUUUUGCACACAUGUAUAGGUCAUUAUGUGUACUCUGAAUGAUGAGAGGUGUAUUUAAUGUAUCCUUCAUAAAGAAUAAAUUGUCGCUGUUGUAAGAAAAUCUUAUAUCUCCAAAACAGCAAUUUAAGAAGUGAAGGAAAAAUUAUUUCCUUAUUUCCUAAAUCUAUUUUUUUGCUGCUAAGAAAAAGGCCAAGAAAUUACUAUGGGCUGUCAAGUAAAGAAUACAAUACCAUGUUGGAAGACACUGACAUCACAUUAGUCCUUGUUUUUUCUUUGUUUGCAACCCUGUAGUUGAGCCUGAGUGAGAAAGCACAUUUUUAUGGGCUAUACUAUUUCCAGUUUUCCUUUACUGAAUUACAUCUCCUUAGGUAAUUCAACUUCUGGAUUUUGCUCCAACUGCCUGGAGAACUCUGCUGCUGGUUUUAGUUCAUAAAAGAACCCAGGCAGUUAGAAUAAACUCUCAGUAGGGAUUUCCCUUUCGGGGCCUGAACUACCAACUCUGUUUAUUUGUCAUUUUGUUAUGCCACUGCUUUUUUGGUGGCAGACCUUGUUGUACAUCUACUACUGAAAACACGACUUUUUUUUUUCUUCUAGUCUGACUUGACUAGUCCAGAAUCGCUAACGUCUCCUGUCAUAACCAUCUAGCCACCCAGCCACACUAACACUGUUUGCAUGAUGUGUUUGUUGACAUGGGGUUAUUUUUGUUGCUGUAGCUAUGCUACUGUCAAUCACCAUGCGGUUCAAACGCAAACACAGUAAUGAUUAGGCAGAACAGUGGAGCUUGUCUAGCUUUUAACUCUGUUUGAAGUGUGGUUUGCUUGCUUUUUUCCCAAAUCUAACUAAUAUGAAAUAUUUGCACGCUCUAACUUCUGUUCAUGUAACUCUGAUUGGUUUGAUUUUCCAUUCAUCAGGAAACAACAAUAUAAAGGUAACUGGCGUUUUUCAAAUGGAGUAAAAAUACAUCAAUAAAAAAACAGGAGUUACAGGCUUUUCAUAUGACAGCGACAUAAUGAACUGUUGAGCAGGUGAUCAAAAAGCAGCAUCUUUUCACACCUAAAGGAUGUUGCCUGAGGACCCCCCACCAGUCUGUGUGGACUUAAUUUAAUGUGCUGUUAAUAUGCUUGCUGAGCAGUGACAGUCAUUAAGAGUGAAUGAUUCUAUUAUUUGACUUCAGUGCUUCACACCAUCAUCAUAUCCUCUAUCAGACACUAAUGUGCAUGUUGUACGAGACAGCUAAUUGUACUUAAAUGUUUUAGAGCGUAUAUCAUGGUCAUAUGUGUUGGCCAGAAUGCUACAUUCUUUUGCACUAUGAAAGGAAACCUAUUCCGCAUUAAAAAUAAGGGAGCGAUUCACAAAAGAAAAAUAAUCCCAGUAUUACACAUCAACUGAUCUUGUGGGCAUAGGUGGCAGGACUGAGGUCAAGGUUAUGUAUCAGCUCAUGUCAGGGCCCACAGUUGGUGUAACGGAAUAAUGUAGCUUUUUUGAAAUUUCAGAGGAAGUUGUGCUCAUAGGUUGGUGUUCUUACAUCAUCAGUAACUGCUUUGUGGUUGACGUUGUGACUUCCAGAGAACGCUGACCAAUUGACAAACACCUGUUGCAAACAAGACGUAAAAGCAUUUGGUCAAUGUAGUCAUGCUCAGGUCAUCUGAACUGAGAUCAUUAUUGUGGUAUUCUCCAGCAAGUAGAUACUGCAGUUGGGAUGUUCUUGUAAUGCCCUGUCACUUGUAUGUUUAUCACAGUGUCAGUUUUAUUAAAAUACCAUGGUGCUUGAAGUUUCUCAAUAUAUUCAAUUUGAAUAGUUUCACCUGCUACAUCCAUCACUGUGAAAUUAGAACAAUCUCUCCAGUGUUGUUUACAUACAUUUAUGUUUGUGUCAGUGUCUUUUAUUUAUUGCAAUCAUGGAUUUGUGGAUCAUGGUUGAUUGCUUGGGGUUUUCAUGGCAGAAGUGACCCCUAUUCGGUGCCAUAACAAGUGUCAGAUGAGACUUAUUACAGAUUUACUACAUAUUUGCAUAAACUGAAUCGUGUAAAAUACAAACAUCAUUUUCCACUUUUCAUAAUUUCAAAUUCAGAACAGAGCAGAUUUUUCACUGAAGGAGUGAUACAGCAAGAAAGAAGAACUUUGUUCCAGUUCACUCUUUAGUGCAUUUCACCAGUUUCCUUGUUUUCCAAUACAUUUGAUAAAAUGGUACAUCAAAACAAAAUGGUGACAUCUCAUACACUCAUAAAUCUGCUUUUCUUUCCGCACUAACCCUCUGUGUCUACCUGUUACAUAAACAGUCGAUUAGGAAUAUGAUAAAUACAGAGGCUGUCAAAAGUGGAUUGGAACAGGGCCGAUGUCCUUUCCUAGUGUCCUUAAUAAGCCCUGCUUCCUGAUUUCAUAAACAGUGGUUCGGUCCUCCCAUAUGACCUUCAAAUCUGGUCCACUCUCUCUCGCAGUUCUACUGAUGUGUUGUCACAUAUAAUAUAAAUGACAGUAAUAAAGAAGAUAUUAAUGAAAAUAUUAUUAAAUGAUGAUUCUGUGUUCUGUACUUAAUGAAUGAUAUCAAGAAAAAACAAUAAACAUUUACACUAUUCUCAAAGACAACA